AUCAUACUUUCAAAAGUGAUCUUCGUAAAUUAUUUAACCAGAAUGGGAUAAUUGCCCAUAUAAUUCAAGUUACUGAAGGAGAUGGUGGAUUAGAUUUAUUACUAUCAUAUCAGGGUUAUUAUGCUGUUCGUGUUGGUCGUAAACCAGGAAUUUAUAUGUUAUGGGAAAAAUAUAAAGAACAGAUUCAUGAAUAUCCUGGGGCUUUGUAUAAAAAAUUUAAUACAAAACAGCAGGCUGAAGAUUUUAUAAAACAAAUAGAUGAUAAAAACAAACUAUUGGUUUGGACUGAUGGUUAUUGUUUCAAUUGCAAAGAAAUAAAUGGUAAAAAACAAUAUUUAGGAAAAUUAAAUUCAAUUGCUGGUAUAGGUGUAUUUUUUGCAGAUAAUAAUAAUCGAAAUUUAUCUGAAAGAUUACCAGGUGAAAUACAAACGAAUAACCGAGCUAAAUUAUAUGCUGUUAUUCGAGCAUUAGAAAUUGUUGAUGAACAACAAGAUAUUAUUAUAAAUACAGAUAGUAUGUAUGUGAUUAACUCGUAUAACAAUGAAACACCUAAACAAAAUACAGAUCUUGUUUUUAGAUUAAAUGAUCUAAUCAAAAAACGAAAAGACAAAACUUAUUUCAAUCAUGUGAAAGGUCAUAGUGGAAAUUAUGGAAAUGAACAAGCUGAUAGAUUAGCAUACUUAGGUUUAAAAAAGAAAUUCACUAGAUUAGAAAUACCAAUAUCUAAAAGAUUAAUCAAUCAUUAUUUUAUAAAGAAAUCAGUUGAUAAUUCAGAAAAUGCAA
Molecule: messenger RNA, 783 nt
Organism: Racocetra persica
Lineage: Eukaryota; Fungi; Glomeromycota; Glomeromycetes; Diversisporales; Gigasporaceae
Source: the annotation of a GenBank genome assembly